AUUAAAGAGUCCCUCGCCGCCCAGAUGUUUUGGUCUCCUCAUCGGCUUCUGGCUUGCUCAACUGUAUAAACAGCCAAGUUCACUCGCUUUGACUUGCGCAACCACAGUCGCUUCAGAUCACGGUCGUUUCUUGUCCUUCGCUAGGAAUAUAUUUUUAAUACCUAAUAUAAUACUCGGACGAGUACACAUCAAGUUACCUAAAUGCAAGGUCUAUUACUGAGCCUGGGGGCUCUCGCCCUCGCCGGCUCUGCCAGCGCUGACUCUAAGCGCGACUACCCCGUUGCACCUGAGCCAUACCCAACAUACCCGGGUUACCCAACGUAUCCCGAGAGCUCAACUUCGACUGAAGUUGGCACUCCGUCUUCGUCACCUUACCCCGUGAGCUCCUCUACGUCCGUCCCAGUUCCAGGAUACCCCACAUACCCCGAGUCGAGCUCUACGUCGAGUUUCGAGGUGACAAGCUCCGCUUUGCCCUCGACCUCGUCAGCCAUCA
Daldinia vernicosa is the source of this 493-nucleotide messenger RNA. RefSeq lists its product as uncharacterized. The annotation marks the transcript as partial. The transcript has a single exon. The record is from RefSeq and is a predicted model, not a curated record. Lineage: Eukaryota; Fungi; Ascomycota; Sordariomycetes; Xylariales; Hypoxylaceae.